UGCCUGUUCUGGGAUUUCUUUCGCUUCCUCUGUCAGAAAUCCCAGAUGGAACGAAGAUGUUUGGAAAAGAUGUUGCUUACAUAUGGGUAAUCGCUAUCACUAAGUGCUUUAUCACCUUUCGUGAAUUGAUCAAGUCGACAUCUUCCGUCAUCGUCGCCGUUAAGCUGCAGAUCGUGAAGGUAGUGAUGCGCAUCUUCGUGGCGUUGAGGAGGAAGUUGAGCAAGUUCUUGAAUUUCGUGUCUAUGGGAGUCGAAUCACCGGAGAAGCGAGGACAAGCGUUGAGCUGUUUCUUCCACGCGUCUCUCGAGCUUGUCAAGCUUCAUGCUACUUGGAGUCUCAGCGUGCCCGAGGGCUAUCGCGUGUCUGGCGUCUGGCCUCGCAGCCGCAUGGAAGGGAAACUGCUGCAGUGCGCAGUGGAGGAGGUGGCGGAGGUUUAUCAGAUCGACCUAGGGGAGGCACAUGGGACGGAACCGAAAGAAGACGGGGAGCUUGGUAGGCUUACCAUACUCGGGUUGGUGUACCAGGGGUGCAGGAGUUUGGAGAUCAUACAAGACGACACAAACAAUCAGCUCUACACCACAAGCUCUGAGAGCAGUGCGGACAGUGACGCGAAGCCAGUGGAGGAGGAAGGCUUCAUCAUGGUUCGAAAGCGUCGCAGGACGGAGGAGGAGGAGGAGGAGGAGGAUAUGUAAGUUUUAGGAAGGAGUAAAAGUUUUGAAAGCG
Messenger RNA from Guillardia theta CCMP2712, 723 nucleotides. RefSeq lists its product as hypothetical. The transcript is spliced from 6 exons. NCBI's taxonomy places the organism in Eukaryota, Cryptophyceae, Pyrenomonadales, Geminigeraceae. The record is from RefSeq and is a predicted model, not a curated record. Bases 57 to 692 code for a protein of 211 amino acids.